AUGGGCUCCACGCCCUCUCCCAUCCGCCUCGCCAUCCUCGAGGCAGACACCCCCCUGCCCGAGACCCAGGCCACCUACAAGGGCUACGGCGGCGUCUUCACGGCCCUCCUGCGCACCGCCGCCCUGACGCUGCCGACGCCCGCACCCCUCGACUCGCUCGUCACCAUCACGACCCACGACGUCGUCAACGACCCAUCGUCCUACCCCGACCCCGAUACCAUCGACGCCAUCCUCGUCACGGGCAGCAGACACACGGCCUACCACGACGAGCCCUGGAUCCUAGCCCUUGUCGACUACACCGCCCGCUGCCUCGCCACGGGCCGCGUCCGUGCCAUCGGCGUCUGCUUCGGCCACCAGAUCAUCGCCCGCGCCCUCGGCGGCACCGUCCGCACCUCGCCCAAGGGCUGGGAGGUCGCCGUCACCGACGUCACCCUGACCCCUGUCGCCCGCGACCUCUUUGGCCUCGAUGUCCUGCGCAUCCACCAGAUGCACCGCGACGAGGUCGUUGACGUGCCGUCCGGCGUCGAGAGCCUCGCCGCCACCGACACGUGUCCCGUCCAGGGCUACUACGCCAAGGGCCGGUACAUUGCCGUCCAGGGCCACCCCGAAUUCACGGGGCCUAUUGUCGCCGAGAUCCUCGCGAGCAGGCACAAGAUGGGUAUUUUUGACGACGACACGUACACCGAGGCCGUCGAGCGCGCCGGCAUCGAGCAUGAUGGUGUGGCCGUCGGCAGGGGGUUCCUGAAUUUCCUGCAGCAGUAG
This is a messenger RNA of Verticillium dahliae VdLs.17, 762 nucleotides long. Its product is annotated as GMP synthase. Lineage: Eukaryota; Fungi; Ascomycota; Sordariomycetes; Glomerellales; Plectosphaerellaceae. The record is from RefSeq and is a predicted model, not a curated record. The transcript has a single exon. Gene Ontology annotation, cellular component: nucleus; cytosol. Bases 1 to 762 code for a protein of 253 amino acids.